Molecule: messenger RNA, 1707 nt
Organism: Coniosporium apollinis CBS 100218
Lineage: Eukaryota; Fungi; Ascomycota; Dothideomycetes
Product: peptidyl-prolyl cis-trans isomerase-like 2
Exons: 2
Coding region: 1-1707 (568 amino acids)
Biological process (GO): protein peptidyl-prolyl isomerization; protein folding; protein polyubiquitination
Cellular component (GO): catalytic step 2 spliceosome
Molecular function (GO): ubiquitin-ubiquitin ligase activity; peptidyl-prolyl cis-trans isomerase activity
Source: RefSeq, a predicted model, not a curated record
AUGGGCAAAGGCACAGACAAGCUCUACAUAACCCACUCCGAAUGGGCCUCCGAAGACGCCUACUCCGCCUCCCACGGCUCCGGCGUCUCCAAGUCCAGAGUAGUAGGCGCGAGUUUCAAGCGCCUACCAUUCAACUUCUGCUCGCUCUCCCUCCAGCCCUUCGAGCACCCUGUCUGCACCGCCAAUGGCACCAUCUUCGACCUUACCAACAUCCUCCCAUGGCUCAAGAAGCACGGCACCAAUCCUGUCGACGGCUCACCGCUCAAGAGCUCAGAGCUCAUCAAGCUAAACUUCGCCAAGAAUGAUGAUGGCGAGUACGUUGAUCCAGUCACCUACAAGGUCUUCACCGACAAUACGCACAUUGUUGCGCUGCGGAACAGCGGGAAUGUCUUCGCGUGGGAUACUAUCGAGCGGCUGAACAUCAAGGCUAAGAACUGGAGGGAUCUUGUCAGCGAUGUAGAGUUUACCAGGAAGGACAUCGUCACACUUCAAGACCCCCAGAAUGUGGAAGCGCGAGACUUGAGCUCUUUCAAGUAUCUCAAGGAGGGCAUCAGCACAUUAACGGAGGAGCAAGAGCAGGAGCGCAACGACCCCACGAACAACGUCAACACUGCUGCGCUUGGGAGUGCGGCGAAGGUCUUGAAGGCAAAGGAAGCAGUAGCACGAGCACGAGCCGAGCGCGCAAAAGCGAACGACCCAAACCGAACUUCCGGAGCCGCCAGCAAAGCUCUCACAGCAUCCAAAAACGGCUCCGGAAUCACCAGCACCCUCCACCCCACCAAGUCCAUCCCCUACAACGCCGCUCAGUACACGACCGGCAAAGCCGCGGCCUCCUUCACCAGCACGGGCGUAACCCCCCACACAUCCGGCGAGCGCGCCCUCCUGACCGACGAAGAAUACAUGCUCAAACCCCGCCGGAUCAAACAAAAGGGCUAUGCACGCAUGCAAACGAAUCUCGGCUCUCUGAACCUCGAGCUCCUACCCGAAUACUCCCCCCGCGCGGUCUGGAACUUCGUCUCGCUGGCCAAGAAGGGCUACUACCGUAACUUACCUUUCCACCGCAACAUCCGCAACUUCAUGCUGCAGGGCGGGGACCCCAGCGGCACGGGCCGCGGCGGCCAAAGCAUCUGGGGAAAGCCGUUCGCGGACGAGUUUGAUGGCCCGCUCAGCCAUGAUGCGCGCGGUGUGCUGAGUAUGGCGAACAAAGGCAAGAACACCAACACGAGUCAGUUCUUCAUCACCUACCGCCCGGCGAAGCAUCUGGAUCGGAAACACACGAUUUUCGGCAAGGUGGUGGGCGGGUUGGAGGUGUUGGACAAGCUGGAGAAUCUAAAGACGGAUGACAAGGAUAGGCCCGUCGAGGAGUGUGUACUGGAGGAUGUGGUGGUGUUUGUGGAUCCGUUUGAGGAGUUUUUGAAACAGAGGACGGAGAAUGAGGCGAAGGAGAGGGAGAAGGAAGAGGUGCUGAGGCAGGGUGGGACGGAGGAUGAUAGGACGACGUGGACGGGGAAGAGGGUUAGGGGAGAUGGGACUGUGGAUCAGGGCUCGGGUGGCGGGGGUGUGGGGAAGUAUCUAAAGGCUGCCGCCGUGGAGCACGCUCAAGCAGGAGAAGACGAGAUUGUGGGCGAAUGGGACGAGCCUGCUGUGCAGGAGCCUGCUAAGAAGAAGGUAAAGGCCGGCGGCUUUGGGAACUUCGACAGCUGGUAG